Molecule: messenger RNA, 3483 nt
Organism: Echinops telfairi (small Madagascar hedgehog)
Lineage: Eukaryota; Metazoa; Chordata; Mammalia; Afrosoricida; Tenrecidae
Gene: INTS6L
Product: integrator complex subunit 6 like
Exons: 18
Coding region: 34-2730 (898 amino acids)
Biological process (GO): snRNA 3'-end processing
Cellular component (GO): integrator complex
Source: RefSeq, a predicted model, not a curated record
AGAGGGGAGCUGGAGCGAGGGGUGAGGAGGAAGAUGCCCAUCUUGCUGUUCCUCAUAGACACGUCCGCCUCUAUGAACCAGCGCACUGACCUGGGCACCUCCUAUCUGGACGUUGCCAAAGGCGCUGUGGAGUUAUUCCUGAAGCUGCGAGCCCGAGACCCGGCCAGUCGCGGAGACAGGUACAUGCUGGUCACCUACGACGAGCCCCCGUACUGCAUCAAGGCUGGUUGGAAGGAAAACCAUGCAACAUUCAUGAGUGAACUGAGACAUCUUCAGGCUUCUGGACUAACGACUCUCGGUCAAGCUCUGAGAUCCUCAUUCGAUUUGUUAAAUCUCAAUAGAUUAAUUUCUGGAAUAGACAAUUAUGGACAGGGUCGAAAUCCAUUUUUUUUAGAACCAUCUAUGUUAAUAACUAUCACAGAUGGAAAUAAGUUAACAAGUACCGCUGGUGUUCAAGAAGAGCUUUAUCUUCCCUUGAAUUCUCCUCUGCCCGGAAGUGAACUAACCAAAGAACCUUUUCGUUGGGAUCAGAGGUUAUUUGCCCUGGUCUUGCGUUUGCCUGGAGUGGCUUCUACUGAACCAGAGCAGCUAGGGAGUGUGCCCACGGAUGAGUGUGCCAUCACACAGAUGUGUGAAGUCACAGGAGGCCGCUCCUAUUGUGUCAGAACGCAAAGAAUGCUGAAUCAAUGUUUAGAAUCUUUAGUUCAGAAAGUUCAGAGUGGUGUCGUCAUUAACUUUGAGAAAACAGGACCAGAUCCACUUCCUGUUGGUGAAGAUGGAUUUCCGGAUACAUCGAGGCCAGGCAAUCCCUGUGCUGCUCAGCCCUGGCACAGUUGUCAUAAGCUCAUUUACGUACGACCCAAUUCUAAAACCGGCGUUCCUGUUGGACACUGGCCAAUUCCAGAAGCGUUUUGGCCAGAUCAGAAUUUACCUUCACUACCUCCACGAACAUCUCAUCCUGUUGUACGGUUCUCCUGUGUAGAUUGUGAGCCAAUGGUAAUAGAUAAACUUCCCUUUGACAAAUAUGAACUUGAACCUUCACCCUUAACUCAGUACAUCUUGGAACGUAAAUCUCCUCAUACCUGCUGGCAGGUAUUUGUUAAUAACAGCGGGAAAUACAAUGAGCUUGGAUAUCCUUUUGGUUAUUUAAAAGCUAGUACGACCUUAACUUGUGUAAACCUCUUUGUGAUGCCUUACAACUACCCCGUUUUACUCCCUCUUUUAGAUGACUUGUUUAAAGUUCACAAGCUUAAGCCAAAUCUGAAGUGGCGACAGGCUUUUGACAGCUACUUAAAAACUCUGCCUCCAUACUUCUUAUUACCAUUAAAGAAAGCACUAAGGAUGAUGGGAGCUCCAAAUCUGAUAUCAGAUAAUUUAGAUUGUGGACUUAGUUACAGUGUUAUCUCUUACCUUAAAAAACUCAGCCAACAGACUAAACUAGAGUCCGAACGAAUACUUGCUUCAGUAGGAAAGAAACCUCCCCAGGAAACUGGAAUGAAAGUGAGCAAUCAUUCUGGAGGUGGACUGGCUUUGACUCAUAGUCCAAAUGUCCGAAAGCUGCUGAAUGAAAUCACAGGCGACACUGCCCUGAGACUGGCAGAACUGAGUCCCAAAGAUUUUGCUGGCUUCCAAAUCGGACUCUUAAACAAGGAUUUGAAACCUCAGACAUAUAGAAAUGCUUAUGAUAUUCCACGUAGUGGUCUUUUAGACCAGUUAACCAGAAUGAGAUCCAAUCUGCUAAAAACUCGCAAGUUUAUUGUUGGCCAAGAUGAAGAUUCACUUCAUAGUGUUCCCGUUGCACAAAUGGGCAACUAUCAGGAAUAUCUGAAGGCGUUGCCUUCUCCACUUCGAGAGAUUGAUCCAGACCAACCCAAAAGACUUCAUACGUUUGGCAAUCCAUUUAAACAAGAUAAGAAGGGAAUGAUGAUUGAUGAAGCAGAUGAGUUUGUAGCAGGGCCUCAGAACAAAGCGAAACGUCCUGGAGAACCCAACAGCCCUGUAUCAUCUAAGAGAAGGCGGGGCAUGUCUCUGCUAUUGAGGAAAACCCAAGCACCACCUACUGUAACGAACCACGUGGGCAGAAAGGGAUCGCUCUCAACAACGUGUUUCCCAUCCUAUCCAAACCUCAUAAAACCAACAGAUGCUGCUGCCAUUCACGAUUUCCAUGAGGAGGAGACGGAAAAUGGUCCAACCGUUCCUGAUGGCCUAUCAAAAUCUGUCCCUCCAAAGCCUAUGAAUGUGGCAAUCGAUGGCAUUCCCCCCAACAAGUCAGAUGUUCCAGCUGAUGACUUCACUCUUCUCAGGAAGGAUGGCCUGAUUCACAAACCUGGUACUAAUUCACUUGUAGGCGGCACUGUAAAUUGUAAUCUCUCAAAAGACGGCCCCCAAGUCGCAGCUAUGCCUGCUUUGAGACCGGGGCCAAAUCCAUUCCAAAUAACUCCUGCUAUGGCACAGGGAAUCAAUGCGGAUAUAAAACACCAGUUAAUGAAGGAAGUUCGGAAGUUUGGACGAAAAUAUGAAAGAAUUUUCACUUUGCUUGAAGACGUUCAAGGACCUCUGGAAGUCAAGAAACAGUUUGUUGAAUUUACCAUCAAGGAAGCAGCAAGGUUUAAAAGACGCGUUUUAAUUCAGUACCUUGAAAAAGUACUCGAAAAAAUUAACUCCCACUACCUUCUCCACAAAGUUCACCGCAUCAACAACAGAUCAGCAUGUUAUCGCAAAGAUCAGUGAGGAUCAAGGACCAGUCUUGUGUGCUCUCGAGCGGAACCACACGUUGCUGAAACUUCCCAGAGUGUGGCAGUCAAGGAAAUGGUCGUCUGUGCAAAGACACUGAAGCUUUUUUUGUUUUAUGAUUCGACGUCAGUUAAAGUUAGGUUUUUGCCCAAAGACUUUUCUUGUGAGGCGUUGGCUUGGUUUCCAUUUAAGGAGGGAGAUGUCAAGUCAGUAAGCAUUGUUGCCAUGACCAAAGUGAUAAGGGUUACUUCAUUAGAACUUUGCCCCUCUGCACAUUCCCAGAGUGACUAGGGGCCACUUGUCAGGGGAGUACUACUUGGUGCUCACACGAUGUCCUUCAGAAGGAAUGGGUGCACAGAUUCCAACUGGUAACCUUGUGAAUGCCAAACAAAGUUUUCAACAAUUCCUACUUGUGCCUUUGAACCCACGAAAGAUUCAGGAUAGUUUGAAUUGAAGUGUAAAGAAGCUGCUAUGGGGGUUUUGUUAGACAAGAAGGGCAUUCCUGUAACUUAUUUCUCUGUGGGAGGGGGCAGGGGGACUCACAAAACAAUCUACCUCCAACUCCCUUCUAUUUUGAUGAGAGACAUUAUGAAGUGCACUUGCGGCUGUUCGAAGCCCUGCCACCUGGCCUUUUUGCAUGUAAAAAGGAUGGAAAGUCUUCAGGCAGACUUGCACAUUUUGUGCUUUGGAAGCACUGAAAGAAAAACGAAUGUGUAUUUUUUUCCUUUGAUGUUUAUACAAAGCUUUAUA